AUGGGGUCCCUGUUCCGGAGCGAGAGCAUGUGCCUGGCGCAGCUCUUCCUGCAGUCGGGCACGGCCUACGAGUGCCUGAGCGCCCUGGGCGAGAAGGGCCUGGUCCAGUUCCGAGACCUCAAUCAGAAUGUAAGUUCUUUCCAAAGGAAAUUCGUUGGCGAGGUGAAGAGGUGUGAGGAGCUGGAGCGGAUACUGGCGUACCUGGUCCAGGAGAUCCACAGAGCCGACAUUCCCCUUCCGGAGGGAGAGGCCAGUCCUCCGGCUCCGCCUCUUAAGCAGGUCCUGGAAAUGCAGGAGCAGCUGCAGAAGCUGGAGGUGGAGCUGCGGGAGGUCACGAAGAACAAGGAGAAGCUGAGGAAGAACUUGCUGGAGCUGAUCGAGUACACGCACAUGCUGAGGGUGACGAAGACCUUCGUGAGACGCAACGUGGAGUUUGAACCCACUUACGAGGAGUUCCCCCCCUUGGACAGCGACUCCUUGUUGGACUACAGCUCUAUGCAGAGGCUGGGAGCGAAGCUGGGCUUCGUGUCCGGCCUGAUCAGCCAAGGGAAAGUGGAGGCGUUCGAAAGGAUGCUGUGGAGGGCCUGCAAGGGGUACACCAUCGUGACCUGCGCGGAGCUGGACGAGCCCCUCGAGGACCCCGAGACGGGAGAAGUCAUGAAGUGGCACGUGUUCCUGAUCUCCUUCUGGGGAGAGCAGAUCGGCCACAAGGUCAAGAAGAUAUGUGACUGCUACCACUGCCACGUGUACCCCUACCCGAGCACGGCCGCCGAGCGCCAGGAGAUCCAGGAGGGGCUGAACACCCGCAUCCAGGACCUCUACACCGUGCUCCACAAGACCGAGGACUACCUAAGGCAAGUGCUGUGCAAGGCCGCCGAGUCGGUCUACACCCGCGCCAUCCAGGUGAAGAAGAUGAAGGCCAUCUACCACAUGCUGAACAUGUGCAGCUUCGACGUGACCAACAAGUGCCUCAUCGCCGAGGUCUGGUGUCCUGAGGCGGACCUGCAGGGCCUGCGCUGGGCACUCGAGGAUGGGUCGAGAGAGAGCGGCGCCACGAUCCCCUCGUUCAUGAACAGGAUCCCGACGAAGGAGACGCCGCCCACGCUGAUCCGCACCAACAAGUUCACCGAGGGCUUCCAGAACAUCGUGGACGCCUACGGCGUGGGCAGCUACCGGGAGGUGAACCCAGCGCUCUUCACCAUCAUCACGUUCCCCUUCCUCUUCGCCGUGAUGUUCGGGGACUUCGGGCACGGCUUCGUGAUGUUCCUGUUCGCCCUCCUGCUGGUGCUCAACGAGGACCACCCGCGGCUGACUCAGUCCCAGGAGAUCACGCGCAUGUUUUUCAACGGCCGCUACAUCCUCCUGCUGAUGGGGCUGUUCUCCGUGUACACCGGCCUCAUCUACAACGACUGCUUCUCCAAGUCCGUCAACCUCUUCGGCUCCGGCUGGAACGUGUCCGCCAUGUACAGCGCCGGCCACUCGGCCGCCGAGCGCGGCAGGAUGGCGCUCUGGAACGACAGCGUGGUCAAGCACAACCGGGUCUUGCAGUUGGACCCCAGCGUCCCUGGCGUGUUCCAAGGCCCUUACCCCCUCGGCAUCGACCCCAUUUGGAACUUGGCCACGAAUCGUCUCACUUUCUUGAAUUCGUUCAAGAUGAAAAUGUCUGUGAUUUUAGGGAUUAUCCACAUGACUUUUGGAGUCGUCCUGGGAAUAUUUAACCACUUGCACUUCAGGAAGAAGUUCAACAUCUACUUGGUUUCCGUCCCAGAGCUGCUCUUCAUGCUCUGCAUCUUCGGGUACCUCAUCUUCAUGAUCUUCUACAAGUGGCUGGUCUACUCCGCGGAGACCUCCAGGGCCGCCCCCAGCAUCCUGAUCGAGUUCAUCAACAUGUUCCUGUUCCCGGGAAGUGCGACGAGCGGGCUGUACUCGGGCCAGGAGCACGUCCAGAGGCUGCUGCUGGCCGUCACCGCGCUGUCCGUGCCGGUCCUCUUCUUGGGGAAGCCCCUGUUCCUGUUCUGGCUGCACAACGGGCGCAGCUGCUUCGGGGUCAGCAGGGGCGGCUACACGCUCGUGCGGAAGGACAGCGAGGAGGAGGUGUCCCUGCUGGGAAGCCAGGACGUGGAGGAGGGCAGCGGCCGGCUGGAGGACGGGUGCAGGGCCGUGACCGGCGAGGAGUUCAGUUUCGGGGAGAUCCUGAUGACGCAGGCGAUCCACUCCAUCGAGUACUGCCUGGGCUGCAUCUCCAACACGGCGUCCUACCUGCGCCUCUGGGCCCUCAGCCUGGCUCACGCACAGCUGUCCGACGUCCUGUGGGCCAUGCUGAUGCGCGUGGGCCUCCGGGUGGACACCACCUACGGGGUCCUGCUGCUGCUGCCCGUCAUCGCGCUCUUCGCGGUUCUGACGGUCUUCAUCCUUCUGGUCAUGGAAGGGCUGUCUGCGUUCCUGCACGCCAUACGCCUGCACUGGGUAGAAUUUCAGAACAAAUUCUACGUUGGUGCAGGCACCAAAUUCGUCCCUUUCUCAUUCAGACGCCUUUCGUGGAAGUUCAGCGACGAGGAGGCGUGACCACGUGGCCGCGCCCGGCCAGCUCUCAGAGUGACAGAGAAUUAUCAUGUUGUAGAAAUUCACUUAGGUCAGAUUCACGAUGGGGAAAAUUCUGUCUUCAUUGAUUGCCUUAUGAUAUAGCCAAAUAAUUCUGUAAGAUAUACCUCUUCCUCAUGUUAAAUAUUUUGUAAAGUUGAUCGAUUUUAGAUACGUAAAUCUAUUUCAGUUUUUAUGAUGAGCAAAUAUAAGUUAAUGCCAACAGCUACGCUAAAGUUAUUUUUUAAAAUACAGACUUGGGGGAGAGAAGCCCAUGCCAAAUGGCUAACUGAAAAUGGUCUUAGAUACUUAAUUCCUUUUCACCUUAUUAAAAAAAGAAAAAAAAAACAGAGUUAUUCUGUCACCUGAAGUCAGAUAAUAUUUUCCAACAGCUGAGUUGAGUCUAGUUUUUUAAAAAUGUUAAUGACGGAUAAUCAAGACAUGUAUUCUGCUUGACUGAAAGUAUGUGAACCUUUUUUAUUGUAUGCUGUCCAAUUACGAGCAGGAGAUGGUUUCUACAAUUUUGUCUUCUUUUAUAAUUGGGGAAACGGGGUAACAGAACCUACAACACGUGGUGACCCUACUUGUAUGUAUUUUUAAAGACCUCUCGCCCUGUUGUCCCUCCAUCAAACCAGAGAUGAUGACUGUGUGUGUGUUCGGAGAGAAACCGUACUCGGAGCCUCGCAGCGCAGUGUGCCUGGCGGAGGCGUGGCACAGGCUGGGUCGGACGCAAGUGACCCGUGCAACUGGACCCGAAGGGGUUUGUGCUGCGUGAGGGAAGGGUAAAAAGCAGUCUUCUGUGUAUUUUUAUAACAAAACAUACGUUAAGAUAUUUUACCAUAAAGAGAUUGGAACCUACCCUUGAGCACAAUACAUUGAUAGUUCUUUUACUUUCAGACUAAGUCUAAAGAAAGGUCUGAUGAAGGCAUUUAGAGUUAAUUUGAACUUUAAACUAAUUGUUAAACUAAACUUUAAAACUAAUUGUUAGCCAUUAACUUGGAGUCUUUAGUUUAAGUUCGCCUGCCCCCUUUGACAUUUAGUUUUACGUGAAUGUCAGUCCCGUCGAACAUUC
Molecule: messenger RNA, 3652 nt
Organism: Phyllostomus discolor (pale spear-nosed bat)
Lineage: Eukaryota; Metazoa; Chordata; Mammalia; Chiroptera; Phyllostomidae
Gene: ATP6V0A2
Product: ATPase H+ transporting V0 subunit a2
Exons: 20
Coding region: 1-2565 (854 amino acids)
Biological process (GO): proton transmembrane transport; vacuolar acidification
Cellular component (GO): vacuolar proton-transporting V-type ATPase, V0 domain; plasma membrane; vacuolar proton-transporting V-type ATPase complex
Molecular function (GO): proton-transporting ATPase activity, rotational mechanism; ATPase binding
Source: RefSeq, a predicted model, not a curated record